Molecule: messenger RNA, 2007 nt
Organism: Adineta steineri
Lineage: Eukaryota; Metazoa; Rotifera; Eurotatoria; Adinetida; Adinetidae
Source: the annotation of a GenBank genome assembly
AUGUUACGUUUGUUAUUAAAGUCAAAAGGAAUACAUGUUGUAUCACGUAUUCGAGGAGUUUCAGUUCCUUGUAUAAAUAUCCGUACUUAUAAAACACGCAUCCAACAAUUACAUCAUGAUGGAAUAGAUUAUAAUCAACAAUCAAUAGAAACGAAAGCUGAUGAACAUGUUCGUCGUUGUACAUUCUAUAAAGAUCUUGAUAUUUGGACAUUAUAUAAGACAAUUUGUCCAAAUGUACGUACACUUGGCGAUGUCUUAUAUGAAGGUCGUACUGCUUCAAAUAAUAGUUCAUGUGUAGGUAUUUUACAAUCGUCGAAUAGUACAAAAUCAAUAGAAUGGUUAUCCUAUUCAAUGGCAAUCGAACGAAGUCUCAUGAUUGGUUCAUAUUUAUGGAAAUCUGCAAAUCUUACACCUAUGCAAUCAAAAGUAGCUAUUAUGUCCUCGAAUCGACCUGAAUAUCUAUUUGUUGAACAAGCUUGUUAUAUGUAUGGAUUUAUUCUUGUGAAUCUUUACACUAGUUAUGAUCCUGCUGCUGUUAUGAAUUUACUUCAUCGAACUAAAGCAGAAAUACUUGUUGUUGAUAAUAUUGAACGUAUUAAAUCAUGUCAAAAUGAGUUAUUACAAAAUAAUCAACUCAAAAUGAUCAUUGUCAUGGAUGAUAAAAUCGAUAAUCAAACAAAUAAAAUACAAAGUCUUUCAUCAAUCUUAAAGAUAACAAAGGCAAAUGAUAUUUGUGAACGACCGAUCAUAGAUCCAAAUAGUAUUGCAACAUUCAUUAUGACCAGUGGUACAACAGGUGAACCAAAAAUUGUGAUGCUAUCGCAUGAGAAUCUUUUAGCAGGAUCAAAAGGACAUAUUCUUCGUAUCGAACGAGCUAAUAUCAAAGGAUCUGUUACGGCUCGACACUGUUCAGUAUUACCAUUGGCUCAUAUAUUUGAACGAUUCAUUCUUCUCGCAGUCCUUCUACGUGGUAAUCAAGUCGUAUUUUGUCCUACACCAGAUAAAUUUGUUGAGUAUUGUUCUAUUGUAAAACCAACUCAAAUGACAGUUGUACCUCGAAUUCUGAAUAAAAUCCAUGAUAAAAUUAUGAUGGAAAUCAAUAAAAGUAAAUUAAAACAAUAUCUUGUUCAACAAUCCUUACGUAGUGAAGAAUCAUGGUGGUUAUCACGUUUGAUUUUGGGUAAAGUUAAAAAAAUAUUUGGUAAUGAAUUAAAAGCGAUAUUUACUGGAUCGGCACCAAUCACGCAUGAUGUAUUACAUUUUUUUCGUAUUGCACUCGAUAUACCUAUUAUGAGUGGAUAUGGACAAACAGAAACAACAGCUUGUGGUACUACUACUCAUGCAGGAGAUCUAUCGUUUGACACAAUUGGUUCACCUGUUGCAACUGUCGAAGUGAAACUUAUCGAUGUACCACAUACGAAAUAUCGAAGUGAAAUGAAUCAAGGAGAAAUUUGUAUUCGAGGACCAACUAUCUUCAAAGGCUACUAUAAUGACGAAGUCAAGACACGUGAAACAAUUGAUGAAAAUGGUUGGUUACAUACAGGUGAUAUUGGAGAAUGGACAAGUGAUGGUGCAUUACGCAUUAUUGAUCGUACAAAACAUAUAUUUAAAUUGAACCAAGGUGUUUAUAUUCGUUCUCCAUGGAUUACACAGAUCUUUGUUGAUGGAAUUUCGACAGAAGCUACGGUAGUAGCUAUUGUUAUACCAGAUGAAGACUUUGUACGAAAACAUUUUAAAUCAACACAAACAAUAGCAUUUACUGAUUUAUGUAAAGAACCAGAAUUGAAACAGAUUAUCUUGACCGAUUUAAUUCGUUUGGCUAAAGAUAAUAAGUUGAAAUAUUUUGAAACUGUAACCAAUAUUUAUCUUCACCCGCAGCCAUUCUCAAUGGAGAAUGGUCUUCUUACUAUAACGCUUAAAACGCGUCGAAUGAAUGUUCAAAAACAAUUUCAAUCAAUCAUUAACUCACUCUACAAUGUAAAGAAAGUGGCAACGAACAAUCUAUAA